AUGAAGCCUCGCAAUCUGUCGCCAAUAGUCGUGAAUCUAUUCUCCCCCCGAGUUACGGACGCAUUUCUGCGAGCCGUGGCUAGGUCGAGGGAUCCCGGCCCAUCACAUUCUCACUUUGAGACGGGCGCACCAGUCGCUUCGCCACGAGCAACGACGAGUGGGCAAGGUCCUGUUCCUCUCCCCCAGCUCAGCCAAGUGCCUCAUAUUAAUGAAUCCCACGGCAUCGAACGACACGGGCGAGUCGUGCCUGUUCCCCAAGGACCGCCAAUGGAUCCGACCAUGUGGCCGACUCAACGCCAGCAGGAAUCAUGGCCGCCAUCACAAUGGCCCAACCAGAGCCCGCAAAAUCGACGAAGACAGCCCUGGACUGAAGAGAUCAGCAUGACUAGUACCCAGAAGUCAUUGAUUUCUAUCCGAGACAAAGACUUUGUACGUCGAUACUAUGAAAAGGUCUUCCAAAACCUUCAACAGACCAAUUGCCGUGUUCUGGCCAAAGCCUACAUCAAAUUGGUAGAGCCAAGGAAGCAAGUGAAUUAUCCAUACAAUGGACGAAAGCUAGUUGGUGGUAGAACUCAACAACUCGACCCAGAUGAGACCAAGCCACCAUGGUGGCCGUCAGGGGUAAGCCAUCGAGAGCCCGAUCAUCUUCCAAAAGCUGAACGCAUCAGACUUCUUGUCCAUCUACUUUGUGAACUGCGUACAAGUCACGGCAUCACCGCCCAUCGACUGAAGGAGGCAGACCAGCCCAUUCGGCGUCAAAUCGUCCCAGCCGAACGAUUGCAAAUAAUGGAUGAAGUGUACGAAGUGAGAGGGGAAGAAGAAAAGUUCAUCGACGGAAAAACAGAUGGAAAAACCCUCGUAUCCAUUUCACGCUCGAACCUACCCGACCCUGUAGCAUCUCCAAACCUUCCAAAGCAGACCACUCGAAAGAACACACCUACCGAGGAAGCAACAGCACCCAGUCAAGACCACCUCGCCGAAACAAUGUGUAUUCGCGGUGGCCCGACGCGAAUUCCAAGCACACCCCAAACCGCACUUGCACCGAGGGAAAUCCCAACAAAAAUAUCACCAAAUCCUCCUCUUGCAUCCUCCCAUAGUCCUACCCAAUACACCAAUCCAGAACUCCCCAUCCACCCUGGUGUGGAUGCCCUCCAAGUCCCCAUGUCAGCCGCCUCCCUCUCAGCACAAGAUUCGAGCCGAAAGCGUCAGCGCGUCGAGACGGGAAUUCAACCUACUGCUCCUCCGAAUCCAUUGGAGUACUACACAUCUUCAUAUGUCGGAACACAACAGCCCUUCAUGCCAGAGAACUACCCUGAGCUUCAAGGAUUUCCACCCCAAGAUCCUAUAUCAGGUCAACAACAACCGCCCAACGAGUCAUUUGGCGAAGAUAUGGACUCGUCUACAUUUCCGUACUAUUUUCAAUACUGA
Messenger RNA from Penicillium angulare, 1428 nucleotides. RefSeq names its product DUF2841 domain-containing protein. The record is from RefSeq and is a predicted model, not a curated record. Bases 1 to 1428 code for a protein of 475 amino acids. NCBI's taxonomy places the organism in Eukaryota, Fungi, Ascomycota, Eurotiomycetes, Eurotiales, Aspergillaceae. The transcript is spliced from 4 exons.